Molecule: messenger RNA, 591 nt
Organism: Acyrthosiphon pisum (pea aphid)
Lineage: Eukaryota; Metazoa; Arthropoda; Insecta; Hemiptera; Aphididae
Product: chymotrypsin-like elastase family member 2A
Exons: 2
Coding region: 204-545 (113 amino acids)
Biological process (GO): proteolysis
Molecular function (GO): serine-type endopeptidase activity
Source: RefSeq, a predicted model, not a curated record
UUUCAGUAUUGAUAUAUAUUAUAAUUUAUAGAUAUACUUAAAUUUUAAUUUAGUUAGAAAAAGGAGCAUUCCCGAAUAUCAAGAAAUUUUCGAAAAUUGGUGGAUCUCCUAAAGAUUUUAGAAAUGGUAACAAGUUGAAUUGUACAUUGAUUGGAUUUGGUUUGACUGGAAACAAAAAACGAAAUGGUGACACAGGAUAUACAAUGACCAAUGAUAUCAUACAUGAUGAAACUACUUGUAUAAACGGAAUUGAAUCGUUAUGGCAUCAACGGUUAUGUGUAGUGCCGUUCGGUAAGUCAAAGCCUUGUCAAGGCGACAGUGGAGGUCCGAUGAUUUGCAACAAUUUGCAAUAUGGAGUAUGCAGUCAUGGGUAUCCCUUAAUCGGAUUGAACCAAGACUGUAACUAUAAUGCCACACAGUCGGUUUAUAUGUUCAUUAAUUAUUAUGAAAAAUGGUUAAAGGAGAUAAUGGGAUCAAAAAAAAAAAAAAACGAAGUUCUGGGAAUUUGCUUAAGCCACAUCAUUACUUAUUGCAUAUUAUAUUAACAGUAUUAUUGUGUAAUAUCUUGACUUUUAUUUUAAAUUAAUAUGA